Messenger RNA from Gracilinanus agilis (Agile Gracile Mouse Opossum), 408 nucleotides. RefSeq names its product protein BTG2-like. NCBI's taxonomy places the organism in Eukaryota, Metazoa, Chordata, Mammalia, Didelphimorphia, Didelphidae. The transcript has a single exon. Gene Ontology annotation, cellular component: nucleus; cytoplasm. The record is from RefSeq and is a predicted model, not a curated record. Gene Ontology annotation, biological process: negative regulation of mitotic cell cycle; negative regulation of cell population proliferation. The coding region runs from base 1 to 408 and encodes 135 amino acids.
AUGGGGAAGAGAGCCAAUAUGCUCCCAGAGAUCACCACAGUUGUGGGGUUCCUCUCCAACUUGUUGAGGACCUGGGGCUGUGUAAGUGAACAGAGGCUACAAGUUUUCAUCAGGACUCUUCAAGGGGCACUCACGGAACACUAUAAAUGCCACUGGUUCCCAGAAAAGCCAUUAAAAGAUUCAGGCUACUGCUGUAUCCUAAUCAACCACAAGAUGGACACCAUCAUCAGCAAGGUAGCCAGACAGAUUGGAUUCAGCCUGCCUCAGCUAUACCAUCUGCUACCCAGGAAGUUGAUCCUUUGGGUGGACCCUUAUGAAGUGUCCUACCAAAUUGGGGAAGAUGGAUCAAUUUGUGUCCUCUAUAAGGCAGGGCCCAGUCCAUCUUCUUAUGGAUUUUUCACUCCAUGA